GCCCAACUAGCGGCCGUGGCCACGUCUCCUUUUUGCUUUUUGCGCGUGAAUUACUGUAGCAGCGCGGAGAUGGGGCGCUCGGGACUCUUUCCCCUCCUCUUGCCUCCGCCAUUGCCUCCUCCCCUCUCCUCUCUCCCGUCUCCUCCCUCUCAACCCUAGCUGCCACCACCCACCCUCUACUGCUCCACCACGCACCCUCCUCCCCUCUGGAUCAGGUGCAGGCCAGCCGGUGCGCGCAGGCGGCAGCGCUCCACUCGAGGGCAAAGGGAGGCAACGGCGGCGGUGGCCGCCGUGGACACCUGCGGCUAUGGUGAGCCCCUGCGCCACCGCCCUCUCUCCUCUCCUCCCCUACUCCCUCACCCAUCUCUCUCCCCCGCAGACGAACCCCGCCGCCAGGAGGCCGCCAUGGAGGCCCGUCCCGAGCUCGCCUGGCCGCUCCUCCGGUGACCCUCGUUGCGCCUGGAUCCGGGCGGAUCCGACGAUUCCCCGACGCGCAGGCGGGCCAGCACGCGGCGCUAGGCGGAGGAGCCCUCCCAUGGCGGUGUCAAUGGUGGUGGGUUUGCCAUAGGAUAUGCACUGGCCAGUGUGCGCAUGCCGGUGUACGCGCACAUGAUGUACCUCAAGAUCUCAGUUCUCACUGUGACCAUAGGCAGAGCAACAGCAAAGGCCUGCCGGUGUGAAUUUCUCAGAAUGGGAAUUGCUACAGUGGCGGCGACGACACAUCAGCAGCGGCGGUGCAGCAGUAUGGUACCCUGCCUCCACCUUGCCACCAGCCUCCUCUACCUCGCAAUGGCGGUGUCUCCGACCUCCAACUCUGGCAUUCAAGACCUGGCAGGGCUGGGUCAACCGGCCCUUCGUGUUCAAGACCCGGCUCUGAUGAGCCUUGGCAGCCGUGCUACCUGCUUGGCAUAUUCAUCCUGAGCUGUGUCCGAAACCAGACCAGUAGGGGCACCCUGAGCGAGCACUCGAGGCAUGCUGUCAAGUUGGACGAGUGCAACCAGGCCAGCUACAAUGUGUGUCCACGGUUCAUACAGCAAUGUGUUCGCUCAUCUUUGGCCAGAACAAGCACUACAAGAGGAACCCCCCCUACAUAUUUUUCAUUCCAUGAUAGAUGGUUACAUUGUUGUAUGUUGGUUAAAGACAAUGUUUUUCUUCUCAAAUUAUGAAACCUCAAACAACACUAAGAUAUAACCGUUUUGUUCGUUUUGCAAUCAAAGCUUCCAUCGAAUAAUGUUUUAGAAUUGUGCUCCGUCUUAUUCAUAAAGUGUGGCUAUUUUGUAGAUUCAUACAAGAUACGGCUUUGUGUGCAUUGAAAUAGCAACAAGUUGGCCUCUC
Triticum aestivum (bread wheat) is the source of this 1335-nucleotide messenger RNA. RefSeq lists its product as uncharacterized. Lineage: Eukaryota; Viridiplantae; Streptophyta; Magnoliopsida; Poales; Poaceae. Bases 592 to 921 code for a protein of 109 amino acids. The record is from RefSeq and is a predicted model, not a curated record. The transcript is spliced from 4 exons.